CGCCAAAAUCGGAAAUCAAUGGUCCAAUUUUAAUGAGAUUUAGAAAAAUCAACGGCCCAAUUUUUGAGCCAGGAUUGAAUGAUCCGACAAUCUAAUGUCACUACAACUGUCAAAAUCUGGCCGUCCAUAUAAUAAAUCACAAUAUCCAUUUUUUUCGGAUGACAACUUCCGAUCCGAAACUCACGUCUGCAACUUCCGAUCCGAAAACGAGAAAAGGAAAAAUGAAGAGAAGUCAUGCAAAUCAUCGCAUCUUCUUGCUCUUCUUCUCAGUAAGAGCCUAGGGUUUCGAUCGCUUGGGUGGCCAUCUCCUCUUUCAGAUCUGACGAAAGCACAUGUUUUUUCAAUGAGAAUUGGGUAUCCGAACAUGUGGGACUAAGACCAGAGGGAAGUGCUAAAUAUCUAUUAUGAAACAUUUGAUUUAGAACAUUAACAUAUUAAUUAAUUAUUAUAUACUCCGUACAUAGAUCUUGCACAUCUUCUAUAUGAAGAAAAGUCACAGAACACUACUACCUUGUGGUAGUUUUUAACUACUCCGUAUUUCUUUGCCUCGAUGAAGAAAACCUGCAUCUGGAACAAAUUGGUUAAUCAAUCUCUGACCACACAACUCAAUGCCCAAUCCACAUGAUGAAGAAGAUUAUUCCUUCGUUCCUAACUAUUGCCUCCUCGCCGUCUCUCUCCGCCGCCAAGGGCGUGUUUGAGUUUUAGGGGAAGAGGGUCCCUGGAUCGACUGCGGAGCUUCUUUGUAAAUUCCAGAAAGGAGAUGUGGGGGAGAUGAGUUUGGCUAUGGGGAAAGGUUUUGGAGAUUGAUCUGAUUCUGUCCAAGAAGUAUCAGUCCGUCCUGAUUUUUGGCACUAGGUCUAGAAUAAGAUUGUCCAUGUACGGCAAGGAUCUGAAAAUGCAAACUAUGCCUGAAGACAUGUACUAAAGAUAAUAACAAAUGAGAUUUGGCUCAAUUCCAUCCCCAUAUAAAAAUGAUGAUCAAUCACAAACUAUUUCCAUUUUAAACAUCAAAAGUAAUUGUAAUUUUUAUUGCACCCUUUGUUCCAAUUUAAAUUACGUUUUUUGGUUUAUGAU
Messenger RNA from Cuscuta campestris, 1074 nucleotides. The record is from the annotation of a GenBank genome assembly. NCBI's taxonomy places the organism in Eukaryota, Viridiplantae, Streptophyta, Magnoliopsida, Solanales, Convolvulaceae.